GAAUUCAAAGCGGCUCUGGGACUUGACUCCCCGGGAUUACAGCUUUUGUUGCUGGUUCGAGCAGCCAACUCUGAUCAGGACCCAGCUAGUCAUAAGGACAGGGUGCUCGAAGAAUUUGUAGCAAGGUUGCGACCCGAUAUUCGCUGUUAUGUAAAGCUUGAUAAUCCGGCAACAUCUGAGCAAGUUGUCGCGAAAGCCCAAAUGGUCGAGCAACUGCUAGCUGAGGCCACUGCUGACCGUCUCAUUAGGCCCUCGCUACCAACCCAUGCUAUAGAGAGUUCUCACUGUCCUGGCGCGAAUCCAGUGGUCGAAUUCUAG
This is a messenger RNA of Haemonchus placei, 318 nucleotides long. The record is from the annotation of a GenBank genome assembly. Lineage: Eukaryota; Metazoa; Nematoda; Chromadorea; Rhabditida; Trichostrongylidae.